AUGAAGGAACUACGAAACUAUUUCAACCUUGCGCUUGCCGCUUCAGUCGGGUCGAUAAAUCCAGCUGUUGCGCUCUCAACUCCUGGAGGACUUUGGCCAUCGGCGAACAAUACAUGGAAUUCUUCCGCUCCAAGUACCUCAGAUUGGUGGUUCGCAAAGAUCGAUCGCCGUGGCACUGUUCCAUUUAUUCCCUCUUACAACUACACUAUAUUCCGCAAUGUAAAGGAUUAUGGCGCUGUUGGUGAUGGAGUCGUCGAUGACACAGCCGCUAUCAAUCAUGCAAUUACUGCUGGGGGGAAUAGGUGCGGCAAGGGCUGUGAUUCCAGCACCACAGCCCCGGGAAUUUUAUACUUCCCCCCAGGUACAUACUUGGUCUCUUCACCGAUAGUCGCGUAUUACUACACACAGAUUAUUGGCGAUGCUUCUUCCGUUCCAACACUGAAAGCUUCAUCCAACUUCUCCGGAAUUGCGGUUAUUGAUGCAGAUCCAUACAACGACCAGGGUAACAAUUGGUUUACCAACCAAAACAACUUUUUUCGUCAAGUUCGCAAUUUCAAAAUAGAUUUAACCAGCCAGCCUAUGACAACAGGCACUGGGAUUCACUGGCAAGUUGCACAGGCAUCGUCAUUGCAAAAUAUUGAAUUCAACAUGAUUGUGAGCAAAAACAAAGAAAACUCACAAAGAGGCAUAUUCAUGGAGAAUGGAUCCGGUGGCUUUAUGACCGACUUGACCUUUAAUGGAGGAAGGUACGGUAUGGUUCUAGGCAGUGAGCAAUUCACAUCGCGCAAUCUUAGGUUUAACAAUUGCCAAACUGCCAUUUUCCAGAUCUGGAAUUGGGUUUGGACAUACCAUGGACUCUCUAUCAACAAUUGCGACAUCGGUAUUGACAUAACGUCUGGUGACCCAAUUCAGAGUGUGGGUUCUAUCAUUGUUCAGGAUAGCGUAUUCAGCAAUACUAGCAUCGGCAUUACAACUUUGUACGACCCCAGCCAGGAAGGUGCAAAUGGUACAAUGAUCCUGGAUAAUGUUAACUUCUUACAUACUCCUGUGGCUGUACAAAACACCCGUUCUGGGAAGGUUGUCCUGCACGGCAGCGCCAACAUUGCCUCAUGGAUUCAGGGGCGUGCUUACGUUGGUAAACAGGGCAGGUCUGUUCAGGCAGCUUACCCAGCAACACAGCGACCUGCUGCACUUGUUGACAGCAAAGGAAAUAUCUUUACGAAAAGCAAAAACCAGUAUCUCAACGUCGAUGCGUCAAAAUUUAUAUCGGUAAAAGCUCGGGGCGCCAUAGGAAACGGGCUAAGUGACGACACAGCGGCCAUCCAAGCUAUCUUUGAUGCAAUCAAGCCAGACGAGGUUGUAUUCUUUGAUCACGGUGCAUAUUUAAUCACCGACACUGUUUUUGUGCCGCCUAAUGUGCGAAUUGUGGGCGAAAUCUGGCCGCUUAUUAUGGCUGGCGGAAACACCUCGUUUAAUAACCCUGCACAUCCUAAACCGGUUUUUAAAAUUGGAAAGCCUGGCGACGUCGGAAUAGUUGAGAUCUCGGAUCUUAUAUUCGAAACACAAGGACCUCAACCGGGUGCUAUUCUCAUGGAAUGGAAUGUUGGGGCUACAAGCAAAGGUUCUACAGGUCUCUGGGAUGUGCAUUUCCGUGUUGGGGGAUCCGCAGGUACUGGUCUGCAGUCUGACACGUGUGGCAAAUCACCCGACUUAACCACAACACCAAAACCUGAGUGUUUUGGUGCCUGGAUGCUCCUUCACGUUACAGCAGAUGCCUCAAUAUACAUGGAAAACACAUGGCUUUGGGUUGCUGAUCACGAACUGGAUCUCCCUGACCAUUCACAGAUCAACAUUUAUAGUGGACGAGGAAUCAUGAUAGAGAGUACCAAGGGUACAUGGCUUUGGGGUACUGCUUCCGAGCACAAUGUUCUCUAUAAUUACCAACUUCGCAACGCCAGAAAUGUGUAUAUGGCGACGAUACAAACGGAAACCGCAUACUUCCAGGGGAAUCCAGACGCUAGGGUUCCUUUCAAAUCCCAGGCCUCUUGGGAUGAUCCAGACUUUUCUUCAUGCUCUGCUAAUAAUUGCGCACGGACCUGGGGCUUAAGGGUUCUUAACUGCGAGGAUGUAUUUUUAUACGGCGGCGGCCUCUAUAGCUUUUUCGACAAUUACGGCCAAGAUUGCCUAAAUACGGAAUCAUGCCAGGAAAGCAUUAUUGAUAUACAGCAUUCCAAGAUCAAAAUAUUUGGAGUAAGCACCAAGGCCAGUGUAAACAUCAUCAACAAUAACGGAAGCGCUCAAAUGGUGCACGACGCAGACAAUUUAAGCUCCUUCUGCGCUACUGUUGCGGUUUUUGAGCAGUAG
This is a messenger RNA of Pochonia chlamydosporia 170, 2364 nucleotides long. Its product is annotated as exo-beta-1,3-glucanase. Gene Ontology annotation, molecular function: polygalacturonase activity. Lineage: Eukaryota; Fungi; Ascomycota; Sordariomycetes; Hypocreales; Clavicipitaceae. The transcript has a single exon. Bases 1 to 2364 code for a protein of 787 amino acids. The record is from RefSeq and is a predicted model, not a curated record.